This is a messenger RNA of Prunus armeniaca (apricot), 1962 nucleotides long. NCBI's taxonomy places the organism in Eukaryota, Viridiplantae, Streptophyta, Magnoliopsida, Rosales, Rosaceae. The record is from the annotation of a GenBank genome assembly.
AUGAAUCUUCCCAGGAAUAGCAUGUUGGACACAACCAUUUCUGGAUCAGCAAAACAAGAAAGCAAUGAGGGUAGCCGUCUAUUUAAGACAAUGGCUAAAUCCUUUUCAAAGAGGUGGCAAAAUGGAGAAAUAAGCAAUUUCCAAUACCUUAUGCAUCUCAACACCCUGGCAGGACGUGGAUACAGUGAUCUUACCCAAUACCCAGUGUUUCCAUGGGUUCUUGCAGAUUAUGAGAGUGAAAAUCUGGACUUGUCAGAUCCAAAAACAUUUCGUAGACUUGAGAAACCGAUGGGUUGUCAGACAUUAGAGGGUGAAGAAGAAUUCAGAAAAAGAUACGAGAGCUGGGAUGAUCCAGAGGUUCCCAAAUUUCAUUAUGGUUCUCAUUAUUCCAGUGCUGGGAUUGUCCUCUUUUAUCUUCUACGCCUACCUCCUUUCAGUGUAGAGAAUCAAAAGCUACAGGGAGGGCAAUUUGACCAUGCUGAUCGUCUUUUUAACAGUGUUAGAGAUACUUGGUUCAGUGCGGCUGGAAAGGGCAACACAUCAGAUGUGAAGGAGUUGAUUCCAGAAUUUUUCUACAUGCCUGAGUUUUUGGAAAAUCGUUUCAAUCUUGAUUUGGGAGAGAAACAAUCAGGAGAAAAGGUUGGUGAUGUUGGCUUACCUCCAUGGGCUAAAGGCAGCACUAGAGAGUUCAUCAGGAAGCAUAGGGAGGCACUGGAAUCUGAUUAUGUUUCAGAACAUUUGCAUCAUUGGAUAGACCUCAUUUUUGGAUAUAAACAGAGAGGGAAGGCGGCUGAGGAAGCCGUGAAUGUUUUUUAUCACUACACAUAUGAGGGGAGUGUGGACAUAGACUCAGUGACAGAUCCUGCAAUGAAAGCCUCAAUUCUAGCACAAAUUAAUCAUUUUGGGCAGACACCCAAACAGUUAUUCCCCAAACCCCAUGUGAAAAGGCAGGUCGACAGAAGGCUUCCUCAUCCGCUCAAGUACUCGUAUCUUCUUGUUCCGCAUGAGAUACGUAAGACUCCAUCUUCCAUAACUCAGAUUGUUACUGUCAAUGAGAAAAUCCUAGUCGUAGGAACAAAUUGUUUGCUUAAACCAAGAACGUAUACCAAAUACGUAGCAUGGGGUUUUCCAGAUCGUAGCUUAAGAUUUAUGAGCUAUGAUCAAGACCGACUCCUCUCCACACACGAGAAUCUUCAUGGGGGCAACCAGAUUCUGUGUACUGGUGUUAGCCAUGAUGGUCAGAUUCUGGUCACUGGGGGUGAUGAUGGCUUAGUUUCUGUUUGGAGAAUCAGUAAUUAUGGUCCCCGUGUCUUGAGACGCUUGCAGUUGGAGAAAGCCCUUUGUGCCCACGCAUCAAAAAUUACAUGUCUCCAUGUUAGCCAGCCUUACAUGCUGAUUGUGAGUGGAUCGGAUGACUGCACCGUCGUUAUAUGGGAUCUCAGCUCCUUGGUUUUUGUUAGGCAGCUCCCUGAGUUCCCAGCACCGAUUUCUGCAGUUUAUGUGAAUGACUUGACAGGGGAUAUUGUGACAGCAGCUGGAAUUUUACUUGCAGUUUGGAGCGUUAAUGGAGACUGCCUUGCAAUGGUUAACACAUCUCAACUGCCUUCUGAUUCAAUUCUGUCUGUGACAAGUAGUUCAUUCUCUGAUUGGCUGGAUACAAACUGGUUUGUAACGGGUCAUCAGAGUGGGGCGGUUAAGGUGUGGCAAAUGGUUCACCACACCAACCAUGAGAGUUCCCAACAGAAGUCAACAAGCAACGGAAUGGGGGGUUUAAACCUCAGUGACAAAGCACCAGAGUACAGGUUGGUCCUCCACAAGGUGCUCAAGUCUCAUAAGCAUCCUGUUACUUCCCUUCACCUUACAAAUGACCUCAAGCAGUUACUAAGUGGGGAUUCUGGAGGGCAUUUGCUGUCAUGGACAGUGCCAGAUGAGAGCUUGAGAGCUUCAAUGAAUCAGGGGUGA